Molecule: messenger RNA, 1039 nt
Organism: Caenorhabditis auriculariae
Lineage: Eukaryota; Metazoa; Nematoda; Chromadorea; Rhabditida; Rhabditidae
Source: the annotation of a GenBank genome assembly
AUGUCCGCUACUAUUCUUGGUGUCUCCGAUACGGUCAAUGAUCCCGCGGUACGUUCCAUCUUUCAUUAACGUUUUGAAGUAAAAAUUGAGUUUCCAAACCAACUUUUACAGUACACCGCAGCUUUCGAGCACACGGCGAAAGUUUUCGAAGAAACCAUCAAGAUCUUUGACGAUGCUACGAACCCGAGUCGCGACGGAUGGAAGCUCAAAAGCGAACACAAGGAGGACAAAUGCUAUAACAAGCGGUUCCCACUCGGAAAAGUCUAUCACCUGAAGGCAGUUCCUGUUUUUGCUGAAUCUUUAUUAUUUCUCGUUUCAGAAAGAGUAUCAAGCCCCAGUUGAUCUCGUCUUCCAAGACCAUUGGAGUGACGUGAGUCGAAAAUCAAAAAAUUUUCAGUUGGAAAUAACAGACUUCAGGUUGAAAACACGGUGAACUGGAAUCCAAGCACUGACUACUUGAAACGGCUGGCGGUGAUCGGCAACCAGGCCGACGUUCUUCAGGUCUUUCUUUCGGUUCACCUCCGCCGAACAAGCAUUUCAGUACGCUUUGUCGGACGUUGCGGUUAUAAAAGGCAAGGACUUCAUUGUGUGUCGCAUGUACCGAAAGACCACCGACGGGUACAUCGUCGUCGCUUCCAGCUUCGACACCGAUCUCCCACCAGUUCCCAAAAAGACGCGGUCAGUUUUUUUUGUUGUUGUUCAUAGGCCGCACGCGUCAAAAUUCAAAUUUUGGAAGGUAUGGAAAGAUCUUAUGAAAACGGACUCCAUUAUGCGCGAAUCUCUUUUCUGACAUAAGCCUUGCAGAGCCACGGCGAACGUUGUGGCGGGAAAGUUCACGGGCCUCGGACCUCAGCUUUCGACCAUCGACUUCCUCGCAAGUGUUGAGCUAAACGACAAACUCAUUCCUGAAAACGUUAGUAAUCAAAAAUAAUUGAAGCAGAACACUAUUUUACAGCUCUUGAGCAAGAACAUAGCGGACAUUGUGAUCAAGGAUGCUCGUGCGGCACACAAACACAUUUCUUCAAAGUUCUCGCAUUAA